ACACCCAUAUUCAAUCGGAAUAAAAAACAUUAAAUUAACAAAUCUGCAGCAGAAUAAGGAAUCUCCUGUUAAAUUAUUAAUUACAGUGAAAACCUUAAAAGAUGUCAUCACCAGCAUAUGGUGGUGGUGACAUCCGUGGCUUCUCAAAUUCUCUCAUCUCAACAAUGAAUUCACGAAUUCCGUCAUCUCUAACAUCAAGAAACGUAGCAGUGAUCGGGGCUGGAGCUGCUGGUUUAGUUGCAGCUAGAGAGCUACGCAGAGAAGGUCACAAAACAGUAGUCUUCGAACGCAGUAACCAAAUCGGAGGAACAUGGGUUUACGAUCCAAACAUCGAAAGUGACGAUCCGUUAGGAUUAAACCCAUCUCGUAAUAUAAUCCAUACUAGUCUAUACAAAUCUCUUCGAACAAAUCUCCCAAGAGAAUCGAUGGGUUUCCGAGAUUACCCAUUUGUAACCAAAGAUGGGAAUGAUCAGAGAGAUAAUCGAAGAUAUCCUGGUCAUAAAGAGGUGUUGAAUUAUUUGGAAGAUUUUGCUAAUGAUUUUAAACUUACUGAGUUGAUUAGGUUUGAAACGGAGGUGUUUCAUGUUGGGUUGUUGAAAGAUGAUGAUAAAGAUGGGAAGAAAUGGGUGGUUAGAUCAGCUCAAAAAAUGAGAGGUGGUGGUGGUGAUGGAGAAGCUGUGGAUGAGGUUUUUGAUGGUGUGGUUGUUUGUAAUGGUCACUAUACCGAGCCAAAUAUUGCUGAAAUUCCAGGUAUUGAUGAAUGGCCUGGAAAGCAAAUGCAUAGCCACAAUUACCGUGUUCCUGAGCCAUUUCGUGAUCAAGUCGUGGUCGUAAUAGGAACGUCUGCUAGUGGUCAGGACAUCUCCAGGGACAUUGCUGAAGUUGCGAAAGAAGUUCAUAUUGCAGGAAGAUCUCUCACUGAAGGGGUACCUACAAAGCUGCCAGGCCAUGAAAACAUGUGGCUUCAUUCUAUGAUAGAGAGUGCCCAUGAUGAUGGCAGAGUGGUUUUUCAAGAUGGAAGCUCGGUCACUGCUGGUGUCAUUCUACAUUGUACGGGGUACAAAUACCACUUUCCUUUUCUAGAGACCAAUAAUAUUGUGAUUGUGGAUGAAAAUCGUGUAGGACCUCUUUAUAAGCAUGUUUUCCCACCAUUGUUGGCUCCAGGGCUUUCUUUUAUUGGUUUACCAUGGAAGGUUAUCCCUUUCCCUUUAUCAGAAUUACAAAGUAAGUGGGUUGCCGGUGUCUUAUCUGGUCGGAUUUCACUUCCAUCUCAAGAAGAGAUGAUGGCAGAUGUAGAAGCCUUCUAUUUGGAACUUGAAGCUGCUGGUUUACCAAAACGUUUCACUCAUAACAUGUCAGACUAUCAGUUCGAGUAUGGUGACUGGCUUGCUGCUCAGUGUGGGUGUACACCGUCAGAAAAAUGGAGAAAGCUUAUGUAUUACGAGGCUUCAAAGAAAAAGAGAAGUCAACCAGAAACUUAUCGCGAUGAAUGGGAAGCCAAUCAUUUAAUUUUGGAAGCAUAUGAGUACUUCCGGCAGUGUAUACCAACAUCAGUGUGAUAACGUCGUUGCCUUCUCGCACCCAUUGUGCAUGAUACACUGUUAUAUUGUAUUGAUUUAUUUUAAAUGGGCUUAGACGUAUACCCAAAACAUUCAGGUACUCUUUGCUGUAAAUGUCAAUCUUGAUUCUCGAGCAAGACGCAUUUUCUUAUUCCUCCCUGGCUAAGAAAAGGUAUCCAUCCAUCUGUGCCGUAUGGAACUGUAUUGCGGACCAGGAGAAAAUUUCCACGCCCGUAAACUGGGUAUGUCUCAUUAUAAAGAGCAUGGGAAAAUUCCACAUUGCUAAUAAUUUGAUUUGCUUAUAUUUUCAUUUCAAUUUCAGUGAUGUCUUUUUGUA
Papaver somniferum (opium poppy) is the source of this 1896-nucleotide messenger RNA. Its product is annotated as flavin-containing monooxygenase FMO GS-OX-like 4. Gene Ontology annotation, molecular function: NADP binding; N,N-dimethylaniline monooxygenase activity; flavin adenine dinucleotide binding. The record is from RefSeq and is a predicted model, not a curated record. The transcript is spliced from 7 exons. NCBI's taxonomy places the organism in Eukaryota, Viridiplantae, Streptophyta, Magnoliopsida, Ranunculales, Papaveraceae. The coding region runs from base 102 to 1559 and encodes 485 amino acids.